Molecule: messenger RNA, 243 nt
Organism: Echinostoma caproni
Lineage: Eukaryota; Metazoa; Platyhelminthes; Trematoda; Plagiorchiida; Echinostomatidae
Source: the annotation of a GenBank genome assembly
CUUCGGGAGCCGAGGCAAACUGUGGCGGCCAUCGAACAACUGCAGGCAGACUCUCGUGUCUACCGUCGCCAGGAAAAGCCGGCACGAUUGCAUGACAAAGCAAAACUUGAGACAACUUAUAACACUCUUCAAACGCGUUUACGUCUGAGCAAUCGCGCCCCAUAUGUUCCCGCGGCAGAAAAGUACAUUUCGGCAAUCGCAGAAAAAUGGGAUGAAUUAGAAAAAGCAGAUAAGUUGUAUGAG